Molecule: messenger RNA, 519 nt
Organism: Gongylonema pulchrum
Lineage: Eukaryota; Metazoa; Nematoda; Chromadorea; Rhabditida; Gongylonematidae
Source: the annotation of a GenBank genome assembly
AUGGUCGUGAUUCUGCCACGGUGGGCACUGCGAACAGCUCUCCGCGAAUUAUACGGUGCCGGGAAUCGCGAAAGAGUGGCGCUCAUAUACACGGUAUGGGAUCAGACAGCGAACAGCAAUUAUACAAUAAAGCAGGUAUGCGCACAACAAACACCAGGAGGCCCAUGGUAUACCGGUUUUCGCAAUCUGCGCUCACCGAGUCCAGUAUGGGAAUUCAUCUAUGAGAAACCUUUCCGUCUCACACAGCCGAAAACGUGGCUUCGAAGUAGAUCUAUGCCGCGUGUCCCAAGGAGAAUGCACGGCCGUACCAUACCUACGCCUAUGUCACCAACGCACUGGAGAAAUCCAAUCGCAAAACCUGCACCACCGGGCAUCAGCGUUGUUGAAGCACCGUACGAGGGCUGGCGACCGACGACACGCAGAUCACAGUUAGCAGAGCGCCGUGGAGUGCAAAUCAAUCCGGAAACGGGCGUAUUCGAGCGUAUCAGACCCCCUUCUAGAAGUAAUCAGUUUCACUGA